Ilyonectria robusta is the source of this 1509-nucleotide messenger RNA. Its product is annotated as major facilitator superfamily domain-containing protein. The coding region runs from base 1 to 1509 and encodes 502 amino acids. Lineage: Eukaryota; Fungi; Ascomycota; Sordariomycetes; Hypocreales; Nectriaceae. Gene Ontology annotation, biological process: transmembrane transport. Gene Ontology annotation, molecular function: transmembrane transporter activity. The transcript has 5 exons. Gene Ontology annotation, cellular component: membrane. The record is from RefSeq and is a predicted model, not a curated record.
AUGGUAUGUAUAAAUCCAGCGACAACUCGGGUCGAGCAGCGAAACGCCGAUCUAACAAAUAACGCUAUCCCGGAUGUAGCAAUCGACGUCCCUGGCUACGACUCCAGCUUGCAGUUCACCCCUAAUGAGGAGAGGAAAGCGUUGCUCAAAGUUGACUUGCUCAUCUUGCCCUGCAUCGUGCUUUGUUUCUGCUUCCUCCAAUUCGACCGCACCAACAUCAGCAAUGCCCUGACCGACACCCUGAGACAGGACAUCAACGUCGAAAACACCAACAUCAACCUGGCGCAGACUCUCUUCACCGUCGGCUUCGUCAUCACCGAGUUGCCCUUCAACGUCAUCAGCAAGCGCAUAGGUCCUGAACGGUUUCUGCCCAUAACCAUGUUUCUGUGGGGAACUGUGACCUGGUGCCAGAUCUUCCUCAAGAAUGCAUCCGGACUUUGUGCCAGCAGAUUCUUUCUGGGAGCUCUCGAAGGCGGUUACAUCCCGGGAUUCGCCCUCUACAUCUCGCAGUACUACACCAACCAGGAGCUCGGACUGCGCUAUGCUAUAUUCUGGGCUUCAAACAGCAUCGCGGGCGCACUUGGUGGCCCUUUGGCCAUUGGACUGCUGUCGCUUCGAGGACGAGGGGGGUUAGCUGGGUGGCAGUGGCUGUUCCUCGUUGAGGGUAUCUUGACGUGCGUCCUCGCCGUCGCCGCGUACUUGUACCUUCCCCACAACUCCGCGUCACCAAAACGCAUCUUCGGAAUGUCGUUCAACAUGUUCAGCCAACGAGAGGCAUCCAUCAUAGUCACGCGUGUCAUCCGUAACGAUCCCACCAAGGCCUCAAGAUCCAGAGAGCCCGUUUCGAUUUCUCACAUACUCGAGACGUUCGCGGAUUGGCGGUUAUACGGCCAUCUCAUAGCCGGAUUGCUGACCAUGGUCAUGAUUGCACCGAUGAACACGUAUGCGCCCUCCAUCAUCAAGGCCCUCGGAUUCACUUCCCUGCAGGCGAAUGGCCUCAACUCGGUGGGCAGCGUCUGCGCCUUGAUAUGGUCUCUCUCUCUGGCCUUCAGCAGUGACAGGUUUCGCGAGCGUGGCUUCCACAUCGCUCUAGGGUAUUUAUUUGCGGGAGCUGGUUUGCUUUGGCUGGCACUAGCACCAACCCACGUUGGGAAAUGGGGUCUCUACGGUGGUGUUGUUUGGACCCAAAUGAGCAUGGGAUGUGCCCAGGCCAUCAAUGCAGCCUGGCUCACUGCCAAGAUGGAAGACCACAAGCGCCCCAUCGCUCUGGCGGCCUAUGUCAUGAGCAUUCAGCUUGCUAAUUUUCCAGGGAAUCAGUUAUUCCGAACACAAGAUGCGCCUCGAUACAAACGUGGGUUUUUAAUUGCUGCUGCCUGCGUUAUUUCUGGCGCAGUCGUGAUUUUGAUCUGGAAGCUGUUGUACCGCCUGUUUGAUCAUGGCGACGGUGGUGUUGAGGCCAGGAGAUCGACAGUGGCCGAGGAGCAGGAAACAGUCGAGUCUAAAGCAUAA